Messenger RNA from Diabrotica balteata, 2205 nucleotides. NCBI's taxonomy places the organism in Eukaryota, Metazoa, Arthropoda, Insecta, Coleoptera, Chrysomelidae. The record is from the annotation of a GenBank genome assembly.
AUGAUAGUGUUGGUUACUAUCAAAGAAUUUGGAAAGCAGUCUAUUCCAGUGAUAAGAUCCCACAGCCCGCCCGUUCGACCGCAGCCGCCUUUCAGCCCCUCACAACCCCCUCGACCGCACAGUUCACCAGGACGACCAGCCAACCUCAGUCCUCGAGCAAGUCCUGUAAUAAGGCACACGCCACUUCUGCUACAACCAUCGGUCAGCCCCAGACCACUCACAAUAUUAACUCAAGAACCCACCUCAUCAAUACCAGUUAUAUCACCAUCAAAUAUACCCAUAUCAUCACCAUCCAUACAGUCUAGAGGAGUGAUCAUUAAUCAACAAGCUCCUAACAUUAAUCAAAAUCCGCAAUUGUGGCUAAAACAUUCUAGAAUAAACGGAGUUAAGCCUGAAUUAAUAGGAGGCAAUUUUGCAGUAAAGCCUGACUUAUUAGGAGCAAAUUUUGGAGUUAAGCCUGAGUUAUUAGGAGGAAAUUUUGGAGUUAAACCUGAAUUAAUAGGAGGCAACUUUCCUGGAUCUCCGGUGGACCUUAAACCUCCUGGAAGUCCGAUGGGUCGAGCUGGUACCACUAUGCCAGUACGACAGACUCCUACUGUGAUUAUGGGGGAGGCUGGAGGGGUUCGAACGAUGAUUUGGUCUCAACCCACCCUAUCUACUUCUCCGGUAGGCGAUCCUCAGAUACAUCCUACGACGUCAAACUGGCCACAAGUUAGUAAUACUGAUGAAAGUGCAGCUCAGCUUCUUCUUAAUUUAGGUCAAGACCGACUGAGACCCGUUAGUCGAAACUUAAUACCAUCACCUUCACCCACAUCUCAAUUUACCACGUCUCCGCUCAAUAUGGAACGACUUUGGGCGGGUGACAUACGACAGUUACCAGUAAGCCAGCAAACGCAAGCGCUUAAUCUCACAUCGCCUCCCCCAGGUGUGCCUUUAAUCUAUGGACAAGGCGAUCUUAAACCAACUCUAGGCAUAGCUGAACCAACACCGGGUGAACACCACGAGCAGCAAGAAGAAGAAGAGCAGCCGAUGAUUUGUAUGAUUUGUGAGGAUAAAGCUACAGGGUUACAUUAUGGAAUUAUUACUUGCGAAGGCUGUAAGGGAUUUUUCAAGAGGACUGUACAAAAUAGGAGGGUCUAUACAUGCGUAGCAGAUGGGAAUUGUGAGAUUACCAAGACGCAGAGAAAUAGGUGUCAAUACUGCAGGUUUAAGAAGUGUAUAGAACAGGGAAUGGUGUUACAAGCCGUAAGAGAGGACAGAAUGCCAGGAGGGCGUAAUAGCGGUGCCGUAUACAAUCUCUACAAAGUGAAGUACAAGAAGCACAAGAAACCUUCAGCGAAACAGCAGUCCAAACCUCUGGACAAGAACCUAAUCGGCCAGCAAUUCAAGACCGAGCCGCCGCCAAGUAUUCCCUCCAACCUAGUCAACGGCACGAUCCUCAAGACAGCUUUAACGAACCCCAGUGAAGUCAUCCGCCUAAGGCAGCGUCUGGACAGUGCGGUUUCUUCAUCGCGAGAUCGAAAUUUUUCCGUCGAAUACUCGUUGUCGAUGAUAAAAACUCUUAUAGACUGUGAUGAAUUCCAAGAUAUCGCGACGUUGCAAAAUCUCGAUGAACUCCUCGACCACAACACGGAUUUGAGUGAAAAGCUGUGUAAUAUCGGUGAUUCGAUCGUGUAUAAAUUGGUGCAAUGGACGAAGAGACUGCCGUUUUACUUGGAAUUGCCGGUGGAAGUGCAUACGAGACUUUUGACGCAUAAGUGGCACGAACUGUUAGUGUUGACUACGUCGGCGUAUCAAGCGAUUCAUAAAGCGGCAACUGAGCAGAUGACCACUACGCUAAUAGAGACGGAUUUCACACAAGAGGUGGAGUCCAAUUUGUGUACCCUCCAAAACUGUCUGAUUUCGAUGAUGGGAAGGGAGAUAACAAUUGAACAACUUCGUCAAGACGUGGGGUUGAUGAUCGAAAGGAUAACACACGUCACGUUGAUGUUCAGGCAAAUCAAGUUAACUAUGGAAGAAUAUGUGUGCCUUAAAGUUAUCACUAUGUUGAAUCAAGCAAAGCCUGCCAGUAGUUCGGGACCCAGUGAAUUGGAAACAAUCCACGAGAGGUACAUGACUUGCCUACGCGUGUACACGCAACAUAUGUAUCCUCAACAAGCCACAAGAUUCCAAGACUUACUAGUUAGGUUACCAGAAGGUUUAUGA